Molecule: messenger RNA, 459 nt
Organism: Sinocyclocheilus anshuiensis
Lineage: Eukaryota; Metazoa; Chordata; Actinopteri; Cypriniformes; Cyprinidae
Product: H-2 class II histocompatibility antigen, A beta chain-like
Exons: 2
Coding region: 31-459 (142 amino acids)
Biological process (GO): immune response; antigen processing and presentation
Cellular component (GO): MHC class II protein complex; membrane
Source: RefSeq, a predicted model, not a curated record
CUUCAGUUGGGACAGUCACAGUGAGAGAAAAUGUCACUGCCGAAGGUCUUGUGUUUUCAUCUCAUACUGAUGCUGUCUGCAUUCACUGGAGCAGCUAAUGGAUACUACUAUUCUCGGUGGGCUAAAUGCAUCUUCAGCUCCAGUGAUCUCAGUGACAUGGUGUUCGUUGAUAACUAUAUCUUCAAUAAAGAUGUGUACAUACAGUUCAACAGCACUGUGGGGGAGUAUGUGGGGUACACUGCACAUGGAGUAUAUAACGCAGAGUUAUGGAACAAAGAUCCCAACCAGCUGCAGCAAGAGAGAGCUGAUGUGGACAGAUACUGCAAACAUAAUGCUGAAAUUUAUUACAGUGCCAUUUUAAACAAAGCAGGUAAGUGGCACAAGAUUCAGAUCUCUCCUGUUACACAUGAAACUCUUGUUUUAAAUGUUUACACUAGAUACUUUUACACGACAGUUUGA